Jaculus jaculus (lesser Egyptian jerboa) is the source of this 717-nucleotide messenger RNA. RefSeq names its product 5'(3')-deoxyribonucleotidase, cytosolic type-like. The record is from RefSeq and is a predicted model, not a curated record. The coding region runs from base 1 to 684 and encodes 227 amino acids. Lineage: Eukaryota; Metazoa; Chordata; Mammalia; Rodentia; Dipodidae. Gene Ontology annotation, molecular function: 5'-nucleotidase activity. The transcript has 2 exons. Gene Ontology annotation, biological process: pyrimidine deoxyribonucleotide catabolic process.
AUGAGCUACAACAACAUUUCGGACCUGGAGCCAGAGCUGAAGGAUUUCGGGCCCGAGCUUGUGUUGACCCUCUCCUCGGUCCCGGGCGGAUGGCGCGUCCUGGUGGACAUGGACGGCGUGCUGGCCGACUUCGAGUCCGGCCUCCUGCAGGGCUUCCGCCGCCGCUUCCCCCGCGACCCGCACGUGCCGCUGGAGCAGCGCCGCGGCUUCCUGGCCCGAGAGCAGUACCGAGCCCUGCGGCCCGACCUGGCGGAUAAAGUGGCCAGUGUGUACGAAGCUCCAGGCUUUUUCCUGGACUUGGAGCCCAUCCCCGGGGCCUUGGAAGCAUUGCGGGAAAUGAACGCCAUGGACGACACGGAGGUCUUCAUCUGCACCAGCCCUCUGCUCAAGUACCACCACUGUGUGAGUGAGAAGUACCGCUGGGUGGAGCGGAACCUGGGGCCUCAGUUUGUGGAGCGCAUUAUCCUGACAAGGGACAAGACAGUGGUCUCAGGGGACCUGCUCAUUGAUGACAAGGACACAAUUCAAGGCCUAGAAGAGACCCCAACCUGGGAACACAUCUUGUUCACCUGCUGCCACAAUCAGCACCUGGCCCUGCCCCCCACAAGGAGACGACUGCUCUCCUGGAGUGACAACUGGAGGGAGAUCAUAGACAGCAAGCGAACAACUGUGCAGCAGGAAUGACCAGAACCUGUGGUGGACAGUGCUGAAGGAAGG